Molecule: messenger RNA, 1365 nt
Organism: Scophthalmus maximus (turbot)
Lineage: Eukaryota; Metazoa; Chordata; Actinopteri; Pleuronectiformes; Scophthalmidae
Product: organic solute transporter subunit alpha
Exons: 8
Coding region: 258-1229 (323 amino acids)
Biological process (GO): transport
Molecular function (GO): transporter activity
Source: RefSeq, a predicted model, not a curated record
GGAACCUCUCAUCUUACCUUCAUUCCUGAAAAGUUUCCCAAAGGGUAAAGUACAAUGGCCGUCCAAUCUGCUGCUGCUCCACUGCUGGACACACCGAUGUAGACAGGACACAGAUUAUUUAAGUAUCCUAGACUUUGAUUUUUCUUCUGUUGCUAUUACAAGCUACUCUUUCUUUUACUGAAGGAGACCUUUUCUGGACAUUUCUUUUCAAACUUCAGUCUAUUAGUGCAUUUCUUUAAGAGGAAUAUCUGCAUGCAAUGGAGGAAGCCCUCAACAUCACCAUUGACCCGGCUUGUUUACAAGAGCCGCCGCUGGCUAGUGACGUGAUACAGCAGCUCGAUGUAUUCGGAUUUUGCCUCUACGGCAUGCUCACCUGCAUGUCCUGCAUCUCCCUGCUGCUGUACCUGGAGCAGUGCGUCUAUAUUUAUAAAAAAAUGCCCUACCCCAAGAAGACAACCAUCAUCUGGAUAACUGGUGCCGCACCAGUCAUUGCCACCAUGGCUUGUUUUGGGAUGUGGAUCCCAAAGGCAGUCAUGUUCACAGACAUGACGUCUAACUGUUAUUUUGCAGUGGUGGUGUAUAAAGUCUUGGUUCUGAUUAUCGAGGAGUUGGGCGGCAGUGAUGGUUUUAUGAAGCGGUUUCUUGGCGAAGGCUUUAGGAUCAACACAGGACCCUGCUGCUGCUGCUGUCUCUGUUUACCCCGCGUUCCCAUGUCAUGGCGAAUGCUAUUCUGGCUGAAGCUGGGCGCUCUACAGUAUGCAAUCCUAAAGACGGUGCUCUCCGUCCUUUGCAUAAUAUUAUGGACAAAUGGCUACUUUGAUCUCUCUGAUCUAGAGAUCACUGGUACAGCUAUUUGGAUCAACCCGUUCAUUGGUGUUCUCACGAUAGUCUCCCUUUGGCCUGUUGCCAUCACCUUCAUGAACACUAACAGCCAUCUACGCGGCCUCAACAUCGUACCCAAGUAUGCCAUGUACCAACUAAUACUUGUGUUGAGUCAGCUGCAGACAUCAAUCAUUAACAUCCUUGCCCUGGAUGGAACCAUCGCCUGUGCCCCUCCCUUCUCUUCUCAAGCUCGUGGAUCCAUGCUAAGUCAACAGAUGAUGAUCAUGGAGAUGUUUAUCAUUUCUCUGGUCAAUCGGUGUUUGUACCGGCGUACAUACGACACACUUCCCUCAGAGGCCCGUGACAACGAGCAGAACACUAAAGUUCUCGUGGAGCAUGAUGUUUGAAACCAGAAAUGGAGAUAGAGUGGAAGUCAGCACUGCUCUUUAAAUGACCUAUCAGGUGAUCCAAGUUAAUGUAAGUUAUGAGACCAUUAAAUAGUCAAACUUGAGUCUGAGUCUUGAGUUUGACAUGUCAACAAAC